GUUAUUACGUGGAGAUGUAAGCAGUCUGUGGUUAAAAGUUUUUCAAUCAGCCGCGCGCACCUCGUAAUAAAAUAUAAGAAUUUCAUAAUAAAAGUAAAUAGCCGGUUUUCGGUUUGAAAUGUCCAAAAAUAAUUCAGCUGUAAUACAAUGUCGGACUGGUAUUGGCGGGCAAUUGCUUUAAAGGCAGCCUUCGCGUUAACUUUAUUCGUUUGUAGUGUACGUGCCGAGGAUACUGUGCCAAAGUUACCGUACUGCAAUCCCAAUAAUGAAAAAGACAGUAAAGUUUUUAACGAUUUGGUGAUAGUAAGCACUUUAGAUGGGAGGUUAACUGCCUUCUCCACGCAGAACGGCAUCAAAGCCUGGGAUUUGGAGACACAGCCGCUGCUCUCCUCAAACCUACAUCAUGUUGAGCUCACAUCAGGAGGCAAAUGGGUUCGGCUUGUACCAUCGCUCAGUGGCUCCCUCUACAGUCUCAGUGGAGACAACAUCGAGCCUCUGCCCUUUGAUGCAGAACAGCUACUAUCAUCCUCCUUCAAGUACUCUGAUGACCUGGUUAUAGCUGGUGCCCGCGAAACCCUAUGGUUCGGUCUCGACGCUACCACAGGCGGCGUGAUCUACGAGUGCGGUUCGGGAGGCUGCAGCACUGAACAACAGACAGCCAACGCAGGCCGUGACGUCAUAGUACUGAGGAGACAUUCUAGCACUGUGCGAGCUUUGGACCCGAGGACUGGGAGUGAGAAAUGGAACUUCAGCGUAGCAGAGCACCGAGUAGCACUAAGCCGUCGCGAGUGCGCCGACGCACCGGCAGGGUCAGCGCAGGUCGCUGUGGCGGUGGCCAUGCCCGAAGGAGUAGUUGCUAUUAAGGAUAUAUCGGGGACCAAGCUGUUGUGGCAGCAGAAGUUAGAUGCACCAGUGGCAGGCAUGUGGCGGCUCCACGCGGGUACUCUACAGAACAUCGACGUGCUAUGGGAGGCCACUCAGACGCUCGUACAGGGGGGAGUCACUCAACAGCCCUCGCUGUAUAUAGGCGUGCAUGAUCGACAGCUAUACAUCCAAGAAAGUCAAUUCUACUCCCGGAAGAUAGAAACAGCGGUCUCAGCUAAGCCGUUGCCAUGGAAACUGGUGACAGCCCGCCCUCUCAUAGGAGUUGAGCCUGACAAUGAAGACACAGCCUUAUCGGUACACGAUAAUGAUCAAAAUGCAUUGUCGCUCAUCACGUUGUAUGGUACUGCUUUGAAUAAUGUUGGCGACCACGGCUACUUCGUCUACUUACAAGAAACUUGCGACCAAUCGGUCCAAGUUACCGAAGACACCUUCGACCUUCCGAACAUCAGCACAGAACAGCCUGAACAUCAUCACAUUCACGUGCACAUCUCGUCUCUAUGGUACUGGUGGAAGGAGGUUCUACUCAUCGCUGUGUCUUCGGCCUUGCUGAUGAAUCUGAUGAUAUGGCCAAGGUUCUUUGCGCCGAAGAUCAGGGCUGUUACGCCUUUGCCAAGUAGUCAGGAACAGGUGGUAGUGCAAGUGUGGCGCGUGAACAAGGAGGGCCGCUUGCCGGAGUACUCGGGCCGCUACGAGAACGACUUCACGCCGCUGCGCUGUCUCGGCCGCGGCGGCUUCGGCGUCGUCUUCGAGGCUAAGAACAAUAUCGAUGACUGUUCUUAUGCUGUUAAACGAAUCACUUUGCCUAGGAGGGCAUCUAAACGCGAGCGAGUACUUCGCGAAGUACGUGCUCUCGCGAAGUUGGAACACGAGCACAUUGUCCGCUACUUCAACGCGUGGGUUGAGGAACCUCCUCCCGACUGGCAGCAGCAACGUGACGCUGUAUGGAUGAGGGAGUUGGACGGAGUAUCGGUAGCGAUGUCAGACGAGUACACGGCGACGUCGCCGCCCGCGGCCGCUGACGUCACGCUCAACCUGCACAAGUGUACCCACAGCGACAACAAGCUCGCUGAACCUAGCAAGAGGCUUAGGUCAUUAAGCUGCAACGAUUCCUUCAGCAUAGUAUUUGACGAAAACGCUCCUCAUUCGUCAAAACCGUCUGACUUAACCGGGCGUUCGCUCGCGAAACCCGACGACGGCGACGAUUCGUUCAUAGUGUUCGCGAAUUCCGGAGAAGAGGUGGAGGGAAGGAGUUCUUCCUUCGACAAGAGAUUGGAGAGGGUUAAGGAGUGUGAUUAUAAGACUGAGAGUUCGUGUACUGGGAAGAAGAAGAAGAAAGGGCACACCCGGCACUGGUCGCUGGACAUGGUAGUGCGCGGCACGGGAACACAACCCGACACCCCCGCGCCCGCCAGCCCACAGAUGUACCUCUACAUACAGAUGCAGCUGUGUCGCCGGGACAGCUUGCACGACUGGCUGAGGGAGAAUCGCUGCUGUCACGAUAGAGCUGACAAGGUUAAAGUACUAUUCAGCCAGAUAGUAUCAGCGGUCGAAUACGUGCACUUAGCAGGCCUCAUUCAUCGGGACCUCAAGCCUUCUAACAUUCUAUUCGCGCCGGACGGACGAGUGAAGGUCGGAGACUUCGGCCUUGUCACCGCCAUGAGCGACACGUCCAGCGACGGACAGAGGACUGACGUGGUGGAUGCACAUCAGAGACAUACGUAUCGAGUUGGAACACAUCUCUACAUGUCACCAGAACAACUUCUAGGCCGUCCGUACAGCUACAAAGUGGACAUCUACUCUCUCGGGCUGAUACUGUUCGAGUUGCUGCACCCAUUCGGCACCGAGUCCGAGCGAGUCGCGUGUCUACUGCGGCUGAGGCAGGCCAUAUAUCCCGACCAGUUUAGCUCCAGUUAUCCGCAAGAGACCAAAGUCCUAAAAAUGAUGCUGAGUGAAGACCCAUCGAAGCGGCCCACAGCGACCGGCGUCCGCGCUUACGCACCGCUGUACCAACACACCAACCCUGAUCAUCAUUUCACAUUACCUACCAUGGCUGCCGCAUAGAAAACCAUUAAAAACUUACAGUAAGUCCACCUUACUAUAGUGUCACCGCAUCUUUUGUGUAGUUGACAGCUGUCAGUUUCAGCAACUGUCAACUGUCAUUUUAUUUUGUUGGUAAAAUAUUUUAUUUUUAUGUGAGAGGCUGUCAGGUGGUAUGAGAAAACGGGACUAGAGUUUUUGAGGAUUGUAUAAGAUAUAUCUUUCAUGUUUGUAAGCAAUAAUUGUGAGAAUAAUUAAUGUGAAUAAAUUAUUAAUUUCAAUAAUAUUUAAACAUUUCAUAAAUACAUUCAAAUUAAUCCGAUUUUCCUAUUAAAUGUAACUAUCAUAAAAUAUAAAAAACAUAAUUAUGGAAAUCAUGACUAUUCAAUAGAUAUUAUAUCCUAGUUAAUUUCAACUUACAUUUUCAAUAUAUUAAUUCAAAGCUAUUAUGAAAUGUAUACAAAGACUAUUUGUGAUUUCAUACAAUGUUAUAAAAAUAUGUAGAUUCUAGAAUAUUGUUCGCUUGUGCCUUUUAAUUCUUUACCAGUAAACACAUCAUAAUUAAAAACUUAUUUUAACCAUCCCAGUGUGUAUCCCCAUACUAGAGUACUCAAUCAUCAGUCAAUUUUUAAAUGACACCUAAAAUGUGUCAUAAUAAGUUCUCGCCAAACUUUUUGUCGUCACGGAACAUCAAAUAAAUAGAUUGCGUGAGCCGCUGCGCAAAAACCAAUUUUAGGUACCAGCGCUUAACGGAGGUGGGGUAGGAGUAUUAGGCCACUGGCGCGUACAGUCAACUUCAGGUCAAUGGUAACAGUUUUAUAGGAAAAUCGUACUCAUUACUAUUGAGUUAAGGUGCAUGACAGUUACCACUGAUGUGCGGUCUACUGUAUUUAUUUAUGCUCGGAAUUUAGUUGCAGUACGCCAUUGAGUUUUGUGAGAACUGUAUCAUUUUUAAAUUGAAUGAUGAUUGAGAAUAAAACAUAAGCAUUAUGUUAUGUUCAUCUUCGAUCCUAAGUAUUAAUUAAGAAUAAAUUAUUUUCUCUUAAUCUAAGCAUUUGCAACGUAUUCUAAAGCAUUUACUUUUAGUUAAUUCUUUAGCUACCAACUCUGGCUAGUAGUGUUGCCAUUUUUACAAAUUCAAAAAACGUAAUGGAAAUAAAAUGUGAAUCUGCUAAACAAAAAAAAAUUGUCAAUCUGUAAAAUGUUGAAUAAAUAAAUGCUGUUGGCAACACUGCUGCCUACAUAAUGUUUACUGAGAGUUAAAAAUCUAUUUCUUAUUUCCGUUAAGAGGCGAUUCCGAUAGUGAACGUUAGUGUACAUUUCUAGUGAUAGUGUAAGUUAAUUUGUACUGUUACUUUUUAGUUUAAAAUUAAUCAUUUUCACCAAGGUCAAAAUAUAAUUUUUCUUCUCAUAAAAUUUCCUAUCACUGUUAAUUUUCAGCACUUUCAAACAUAUUCAAUUAGUUCGACUAUUAAAGUUGCCAAAUUAAAAAUGCUUAAUAAAUUCUUAUAAUACUUAUUGAAAAUGAUUGAUUAAUAUAAUUUUAAGCAAUAACUAUGUAAGUUUCUUUAAUGUAAUGUAUUAAUAAACGUAAGACUGGAGAUGGGUAUUGUCGGAAUGUUGAUGUAUUAAUUAAAUUAAAUAUUUACAUAAAAUUGUUUAAAACAUAAAUAAAUACUAGUGAAGCUUAUGAAAAAUACUAGCGGUUACUGCGUUCCAUAUAAUGGUAAGCGCAGUGAACUUAGUUUGCAAAAUAAAUUUAUACUUUGCGCAACUUUUGCGCAAACGCAUUUUUUGUUAAAUUGAUGUAGCGCUUGCAUGUAUAUAAUUAUACAUUGGUAAGAUAUACAAUAAAAAUUCUGAAAACAUUUCUAAAAAUAGUAAUUAUGUUUUAUAAAGUUUAACUCGUGAAUGUUAUGUGGUAUGGUUGAAUACUCUCGUUUUUAAUUAUUUUUGAUGAGAUUGUUCCAAAGUAUAGUUUUGAACAGUUUUUAUGAAAAAAUGUGUAUGAUUUGUCCUUACUGUAAUAAUUUUACGGUGAAAAUAAAAAUAUUCGAUAAUGUAA
This is a messenger RNA of Helicoverpa armigera (cotton bollworm), 4987 nucleotides long. RefSeq names its product eukaryotic translation initiation factor 2-alpha kinase (gene PEK). Gene Ontology annotation, molecular function: ATP binding; protein binding; eukaryotic translation initiation factor 2alpha kinase activity. Lineage: Eukaryota; Metazoa; Arthropoda; Insecta; Lepidoptera; Noctuidae. The record is from RefSeq and is a predicted model, not a curated record. The transcript is spliced from 16 exons. Bases 148 to 2946 code for a protein of 932 amino acids. Gene Ontology annotation, cellular component: nucleus; cytoplasm. Gene Ontology annotation, biological process: protein phosphorylation.